This is a messenger RNA of Brassica napus (rape), 531 nucleotides long. RefSeq lists its product as uncharacterized. The transcript is spliced from 3 exons. The record is from RefSeq and is a predicted model, not a curated record. NCBI's taxonomy places the organism in Eukaryota, Viridiplantae, Streptophyta, Magnoliopsida, Brassicales, Brassicaceae. The coding region runs from base 1 to 531 and encodes 176 amino acids.
AUGGUACAUCCCAUCAUUGAUAAUAAUUUGUUGUAUGCCUUUUUUUCUUUUGCACAGGUCGAGCUUAAUCCUGAAAGGCAUUUGACUAUUGAUGUGUCUUGCACUGUUAAGAAUCUUGAUGUGAGGCUUAUGCUCGCUGGCAAAAGGAAAAUAAACACUCUCACGGAGAACGAGCUAAGUAACAUUCAAGGACUACUUAGUUCAGCAAUUGUUGAUCUCAAUGUGAAAGGAAGAUUAAGGUGGCCGCUUGGUACAACUUCAUCCGAAGGUGGUUACAAAAUAUUUGAAGUUUGUCACGUUAAAGUUACUAUCUACAAAAAGCAUACACUCGGGCUUAAGGUCAGAGAGACUGAUGGAUUUAGUGAGAGGAAUGGAACAGGGGAAAUCGCAAAAGGUGUGACUCUUAUACUUAAAGAGAUGAACACUAAGCUACAGGAACAGAACAUAGAGAGGGGUUGUGUUUUGGAAAUGCUCCGAGGUGUUCUUGGAACUAUAUGGGACUUCAUGAGUUACGAUGGCAGUCUUAUGUAG